This is a messenger RNA of Acanthochromis polyacanthus (spiny chromis), 4623 nucleotides long. RefSeq names its product nuclear factor of activated T-cells, cytoplasmic 3-like. Lineage: Eukaryota; Metazoa; Chordata; Actinopteri; Pomacentridae. The record is from RefSeq and is a predicted model, not a curated record. Gene Ontology annotation, cellular component: transcription regulator complex. Gene Ontology annotation, biological process: regulation of transcription by RNA polymerase II; calcineurin-NFAT signaling cascade; cytokine production. Gene Ontology annotation, molecular function: DNA-binding transcription factor activity, RNA polymerase II-specific; transcription factor binding; RNA polymerase II cis-regulatory region sequence-specific DNA binding.
GUCUAUUACACAUAGAACAAAUAUACAACAAUAAAACAGAUAUAUAAUAAUUAGGUUCCACUCUGAAUGGUCCUACGAGAAAUAAGUGCUUGCAAAAUGUUCCAACGUACGUAUUGAAUAUAUACAAGCCGGCAUUGGCGUAAUGGAUACGCUAUCUCGGCUGCAGUCUGAAUGAAAGUGUUAAAUUGCGAAUUUGUGACAAUAGGCGUCAAGGGGUUAUAGACAGUGUGUAACUAGAAAAGCUCUCAGAGAGCACAGUACAGUUAGAGUGACGCCAUGACGCUAUCUCGCAAUGAUACAGCAAUCUUUAACAAAUCCAUGGAUCUAGACUAUAAGUCUGAUCACUGCCAAAAUCUAAUUACUUGGUCCUUGUAUCAUUUCUGAUCUUCCCUAAAAAUUUCAUCCAAAUCCGUUAGUUCGGUUUUGAGUAAUAUUGCUAACAGACAGAUAGACAAACAGACAAACCAACGCUUACCAUCACAUAAUUCUGCUGUGUUCCUUAGCGGACUAAUUAUUCCAGUGGGAAAUGUUGGGUUCUCCAUGUAUGACAAGGAACACUACAAAAACCCUGUCAGCCACAGGCAUUGUAGUUAGGGCAAUGUGUAGGCAUAUAAAUAGAUUAAAAAAAGAUACAUCGCUGUCACUAUGUCUUACAGAAAGUCACUGACUCCUUUUUCAUUUUAACAGGAGACAUCCAAAUUAACAUGAAUUACAAAUAUCUUACAAAACCUUAAACGCUCUUGAAUUGGUUUAAAAAUAAAGAUUUAUGGUCAACGAUUAAGGCCAUCACAUACAUACAACAGCAAGAUCUGCACUGUCAAUUCUUGGAUUCUGUUUUGCAGUAAAUAAACCACACCAGCUUCUUGAACUGUAUUUCAGAGCCGGUUUACUCAUUUCCGCCAUCACCUCGGGAGAGGAGUUUACGAGGAGAGCCUGAAAGCAGCACACGGAUCAAGCUGGAGGGUAGUAAACUCGCUGCAAACGAACACAAACAGCGAAGACAAGCAGUCAACAAAACAACCACACUGAUGUGGUUUAAUACUAGGGGGCGGGGGCAUAUUUAUUGAUCGUGUAGCUGUUGGUUAACAACUUUUAUUUCGGAAUUAGUCGACGGGUUGUUGGCGCGUCUUUAGUUGAAGCGGAGUUCUGCUUUCAGUCGGAUGGAAGUGAGUGAGACGGGUCAGUUUUAGAAGACAGACGGACAGACAGAGCUCGGUGGAAAGUCUCUCUUUGAGGAUAUUUAGCGUCUCUUGAGUUCAAUGUCCACAGUAAACUGCACAGAGGAGCUGGACUUCAGACUUAUCUUUGAGGACGACGGCAGACAGGCUGCAGGUCCAGAUCUAGAUGUGAAGGCGCCUCCCUCCUCGACACAGACUCUGGCCGGGCAACUUCUCAGCCAGGAGUUGCAGAGUCACCCGUCAUAUUUUCCCACCACAGACAACUACCAGUAUGUUGGCUCUGAAGGGAACCAGUACAACACCAGGGGCAACCCCAGAGCCUUUGACUGCCCCAGCAUUCAAAUCACCUCCAUUGCCCCUAACAACCAUGUGGAGCCCUGCGAUAGUCAAGUAGUUUCCGCAGUAGGUGGGGCAGAGGGGGGUUACCUUGAGGCAUCCUGGCCCAGAGACCAGCUCUACCUGCCUCUGGACCCCUGCUACCGAGACCCAGCACUAUGUCCAAGCCCCUGCAGCAGCCUGUCUUCCAGGAGCUGGAUGUCUGACUUAUCCUCCUGCGAGUCCAUCUCCAAUGUCUAUGAUGACGUGGAGGGGGAGCUGCGCGAUGCAUCCUGCCUUGCUCUGGGAUCCCCUCUUGGGUCACCUCUGGGGUCCCCAGGCUGUGGGGGCGGGGCCUUUGGGGUUGAGCUUUGGCAGCAAAAGUACCAGCAUCCUUCAGCCUUCAGCCCAGCGCUGUCACCCUAUCAGUCACCUCGUCAGUCACCCCGUCAGUCACCCUCACACUCCCCUCGCACCAGUGUCACCGAGGAGAACUGGCUGAACUGCCGGCCCACUUCCAGGCCGUCAUCCAGACCAACCUCCCCAUGCGGGAAGAGACGCCACUCCGGUGCUGACCCUUAUGCCCGUUCACCCUCCCCUCAUCACUCACCCAGCCCCACUCCAGGUACCUCCCCACGCGGCAGUGUGACGGAUGACACCUGGGUGGGAAGCCCCGCUGGUGCCCUCGGACCCCUCCUUAUGUCUGGUUUUCAGGAGUUGGAUGUCCCCUCCAAGACCAGGAGGACAUCAGGGAGCCAGCUGGGCCUCCUGACUGGUCGAGGAGACUCUGGUCUGGAGUCCUUUCAGGAUUCUUCCAGAGAAGAGGGACAGGAAAAAGAUGGCCUGCCUGUGCUGUUUCUUCAGGUGCCCUCCCACUUCAGCUGGAACAAACCCAAACCUGGAGCAUCACCGUUGUUCAGGACCUCAUCACCCCCUCCCUUGGACUGGCCUCUGCCAAAUCAAUACGACCAGUGUGUGACGCUGGAGGUCCAGCCCAGGUCCUACCACAGGGCACAUUACGAGACAGAGGGCAGCCGAGGGUCCAUCAAGGCAGCUACUGGAGGAUAUCCUGUUAUCAAGUUGAAUGGAUACAGCGAGCAGCCGGUCAGCCUGCUAUUGUUCAUAGGCACCGCGGACGACCGAUAUCUUCGACCCCAUUCCUUCUACCAGGUCCACCGAGUAACAGGGAAGACGGUUACCACCAUGUGCCAGGAAAAAAUAAUGGGCUGCACCAAAGUCUUGGAGAUCCCUCUGCUUCCAGAAAACAACAUGGCCGCCAGCAUUGACUGUGCUGGCAUCCUGAAGUUGCGUAACGCUGACAUUGAGCUGAAGAAAGGAGAGACGGAUAUCGGCCGGAAGAAUACAAGGGUGCGAGUUGUGUUCAGGGUUGCUGUUCCUCAUCUGGAUGGCCAGAUGCUGUGGCUGCAGACAGUAUCUAUUCCUGUUGAGUGUUCCCAGCGCUCAGGCCAAGAUCUUCCUCAGUUGGAGAGCUUCAGUCCAACCAGCUGCUCUGUAGAUGGAGGGCAGGAGCUAGUCAUAAUCGGAUCCAACAUCGCUGCUCAGUCCAGAGUUGUUUUCAUGGAGAAAGGGCCUGAUGGAAGAACACUGUGGGAAAUGGACGCUAGAGUUCUGUCAGAAAAAAGCAGUGCAACCAGAGUUGUGGUGGAGAUUCCUCCUUACAAUAAGAAGACAACUUGUCCAGUCCAAGUCCAGUUCUAUGUCUCAAAUGGGAAGAGAAGAAGAAGUGUACCACAGUCCUUCACCUAUCUGCCUGAGGUUAGAGGUCACCUUCCGGUGGCUGCUGGAGUCAAACAGGAGCCUUGGGAGCCAGACCUAAUCUCCCACAAUGCACCUGGCUUCUGUUCUCCCUCCUCUGACACACCCUCCCAUGACCAAGUGCUAAGUUCAGAUGUGGCUUAUUAUGAUUCCUGUGACCUCCUGGUGCGUUAUCCUGCUUCCCACAAUGCCCCCCGUCUCCACCACCCUCCACCCUCCUCUGUCUCCUUUCAGACCUUAAUGUUUCCUCAGACCUCUUCCAUCCCACUCCAAAGUACAUCCAUGCUUUCACAAACCCCUCUAAGCCCUCAUCAGACCUUGAUUGCACUUCAUACUUCCAUCAAGCCUCCUCAGACCUUCACCAUCUCUUCUCAGACCCCAGUCCCUCCUCAGAUCACCACGAUUCCUCCUCAAGGCUCUUCGGUUCCUCUUCAGACCUUCACCAUCUCUCCAAACAUUUCCUCUGGAGGACUACAUACGGGACAGUCUGCAGUUUCACAAAGCUCGACAAGUACCUUCGUAACUGCCACUGACCCACAGAAGGACUCUGUGCUGUCCAGCCCAGGACAGACGCUGAGCAUCAAGCAGGAACCAGAGGAUCAGCGAAAUCUGGGUUCCUUGGGCCUCCAGGAGAUCACACUGGAUGAUGUGAAUGAGAUAAUCGAUAGAGACAUUGGCAGUCUAAGCAGCAGUGCUCAGCCCGACCAGCUUGACCAGUACCACCAGUAUGACUGGGAGCACAAGUCCAGUGAUGCUGCCUUGCCGUUCUGCGGAGGCCCUCAGUAGCUCCACAGCUUUCUCAGGAGACGACUGCAGUCCUUGGCAACAAAAUCACCGGUCACCCGUGCACAAAGUGCUCCUAACUGAUCCUCAAGUGCCUGAAAACUAGUCAGCAGCCUCUCAUAUCAUCAGGGUACCACAUCAGAUUACCAUUUCCUCCUCUGUCUCAGGAAUUUCAGUGUGACUUUACUGGCAAACCAAAGAUUUUUAAACUUUUCAUAACUGUAGAACAUUACAACAGGGCUGUAAUUUGAAUUUUACACAACUGUAUCAAUUGGUAAUUUACUUACAAAGGCUAAAGUUGCACAAAAAUAAGCAAGUCUUGUCACUAUUUAUUGGCCAGUAAAUUUAAAAAAAAAAAAUCUAUUUUUGAUACUCUGGAUCUGGUCCCGUAAAAACUGUAGUCCUUCAGCUCAUCGUGUACAUUUUCAUAGCUUUAUUAUACUCUGUGGUUUACAUUUUCCUCGCUGAAAUACAUUAAUGCUGUUCAACCUGAACUGUUGUGAAGUGAAGCUACAGACACUGAACUGUAAAAAUGUACUGUGAGGUGAAAGUAAAAGAAGAAUAUUUGGUA